CUCGCACCGACCCGGCGUUGCGCAUGUCCCUCGUACCUGUGCGGGUGCGGACUCUUCGGAUUUCCGGGAAUUUUUGAAAGAUGAUGCAGGAUCAGAACAGUGACAAACACCGGGAAGAAAAGACACUGGAGCGCAUCUCUUCCUCUUUUCUCUACCUCCUCGUGUUUUCGGUGCAUCCAGAGUGUCACCUCCUGGCUGAGAGCCUGUAACCUGAGAGCCAGAGCCUCGCACCACCCUUCCCCUGAAAGAAGAUCCAUUUUUAGAACCAUUCUCCGCCCAGAUUUGCUUACCCCACCCCGAGCCAAUGAAACGUGUCCGAGCCUACACUGCCAUGGUUUUGGUUUUCUGCGUGCUGGUCAUCUUCAUCUACUCCACUCUGAACUUGGAGCCAGCGAACACAGUUAUCUCCACAGAGGAGGGCUCCCAGAGGCUGCGCAGGGGUCAUGACCCCGAGGGGCAGCUCAAAUCCACCCAUGAGCACACCAGCUUCACCACCGCAGAGAUGUCCACGGCCGUUUUACAGACUGUGUCGGUGUCUAAGGAUCUAAGGGAGAUGAUCCCCAAAAACGAAGCGUACUGGAACCGUUUGAUGCACACGGCCCUGAAGGGUUUGGACGACGGCGACUACUCCUUCGCAAGGGAGUCUCCCUGGUCUCUCUGCAGGGUGGAGAACCAGGAGCUCCUGCAACUCAACAUCCACGACUUCAGCUCCUACCCUCCUCUGCUUCAGACGUUUGUGCGUGGCAUGACCUGCAAGUCCCCCCCCAUUCUGAUCGACCAGCCCAACAAGUGCGUCGCCGCCAACAGGAAGGAGUACAACCAGACCUUCCUGCUGCUGGCCAUCAAAUCCAGCCCCAGAAACUUCGAGCAGCGGCAGACGGUGCGGGAGACGUGGGGCCGGGAGGGGGUGCACCACGGUGGACUGACGGUGCGCACCUUCUUCCUGCUGGGCAACUCCACCCAGGACGACCCCGACAUGAGCGCCCUGCUGUCGUACGAAGCAGAGCGCUUUGGGGACAUACUGCAGUGGGAUUUCCACGAGUCCUUCCUGAACCUGACCCUCAAGAUGAAGGUCUUCCUCCAGUGGACGCUGAAAAACUGCCCCCAGGUCUCCUUCAUCUUCAGCGGGGACGAUGACGUCUUCGUCAACACCCCGGGGCUGCUCAACUACCUAAAGUCUUUAGAUGCUUCCAAAACAGAAAACCUAUACGUCGGACACGUCAUAAGCACGGCGAGCCCCCUCAGGGACCCAAGAAGCAAAUACUACAUUCCCAUGAGCUUCUACGACGGCGCUUAUCCCGCUUACGCGGGUGGAGGCGGCUUCAUCUUCUCAGGGGGGUUGCUGCAGCCCCUGUACUCGGUUUCCCGGGUCCUCCCCUUCUACCCCAUCGAUGACGUUUACUUCGGAAUGUGCGCCAAGGCGUUGGGGAUUUCCGCCGUCGCACACGAAGGCUUUCAGACCUUUGACAUCAAAGAGCAGGACCGCAGCAAUGUCUGUGUGCACAAACACCUGAUGCUGGUGCACCAGCGCUCGCCGCAGCAGACCAAGAAGCUGUGGCGGGGCAUUCACAGCCCCAUGUUGACUUGUUGAGCUGCACAUGAAGGCAAGGAUAGCUGCGGGGCUUGUAACUUAAGUAGAAGGGGAGGGAAAAAAACUGAGAAACUUUGCCCUGCCUUGGAAAAAUAUUAGCAAGAAGUUAUUUAUUUUUCCAAAACCUGCAGCCCUAAAGACUCAUGGGAACACGGCACAACUUGCUUUUUCUUAGUUGCUGCUUUUACGGUUUUUAUUUUAUGUAUAUAUUUUUAUUACAUAUAUAUAUAUAUUCUCUGUAAAUGUUCCUGUAAGUCUUAUCAGAAUUCAAUAAGCUGAAACGUCAAUUAAAAAUCACAACAACAAA
Molecule: messenger RNA, 1898 nt
Organism: Oryzias latipes (Japanese medaka)
Lineage: Eukaryota; Metazoa; Chordata; Actinopteri; Beloniformes; Adrianichthyidae
Gene: b3gnt2l
Product: UDP-GlcNAc:betaGal beta-1,3-N-acetylglucosaminyltransferase 2, like
Biological process (GO): protein O-linked glycosylation; poly-N-acetyllactosamine biosynthetic process
Cellular component (GO): Golgi membrane
Molecular function (GO): protein N-acetylglucosaminyltransferase activity
Source: RefSeq, a predicted model, not a curated record